AUGGCUAACACCGCAAACGCGCAGUCCUCCGAACGGACACCCCUCAUCAACGACCGCCGCGACGGCGAAGACAGCGACGACUCCUCCCGCACUCCCCCGGGCCCUUCGCGCCUCCGCGAAAUCGUCCUCUUCGCCUGGGCCCUCCUCGCCACGGCAGCCCUCAUCGUCCUGGCAGUAUGGACCCAGCACCGGAGCUCGACAAAGUUCCCAACGCCGUCUGAGAGCAAGCGCAACCUCAUCUUCAUGGUCUCGGACGGCAUGGGCCCGGCCUCCCUCUCCCUGACGCGCAGCUUCCGCCAGCACGUCGAGGGCCUCCCCGAAGACGACGUCCUCACCCUCGACAGGCACUUCUGGGGCUCCUCCCGCACCCGCUCCUCAAACUCCCUCGUCACCGACAGCGCCGCCGGCGCCACCGCCUUCUCCUGCGGGAAAAAGAGCUACAACGGCGCCAUCUCCGUCCUCCCCGACUACGAGCCCUGCGGCACCGUCCUCGAGGCCGCCAAGCGCGCGGGCUUCAUGACCGGCCUCGUCGUCACCACCGACAUCACGGACGCCACACCCGCCUGCUUCGCCAGCCACGUCCUCACCCGCGCCAUGAACGACGACAUCGCCCUCCAGGAGGUCGGCGACGGUCCCCUCGGCCGCGUCGUCGACAUCAUGCUCGGCGGAGGCCGCUGCCACUUCCUCCCCAACGGCACCGACGGCAGCUGCAGGCUCGACAACACCGACGUCGUGAAAAAGGCCCAGGACGAGUUCGGCUGGACCUAUGCCGGCGACCGCGCGGGAUUCGACGCCCUCGAGGGCGGCGAAAAGGUCUCGUUCCCGCAGCUCGGCCUCUUUGCCCACUACGAUAUCCCCUUUGAGAUUGACCGCCGCAACAUGAGCGACGUCUACCCCAGCCUGAGCGAGAUGGCCGCCACGGCCCUGCGCGCCCUCGAAAAGGCCACGGAGAACAGCGAAAAGGGCUUCUUCCUCAUGAUUGAGGGCAGCAGGAUUGACCACGCCGGCCACAUCAACGAUCCCGCCGCCCAGGUCCGGGAGGUCCUCGAGUACGACAAGGCUUUCAAGCUCGUCUCCGACUUUGUCAAGGAUAGCAAGACCGAGUCCCUCUUGGUAGCCACCAGCGAUCACGAAACCGGUGGCCUCGCUACUGCUCUGCAGGAGCCCGGACACCUCCCCGUCUACAACUGGUACCCCAAAGCCCUCGCAAAGGCCUCAGCAUCCGCCGAACUGCUCUCCAAGAAAUUCCUGCAAAAGAUCGCCGCCAACAGCGGCAAGACUCAGAACAAGGAGGAGCUCAAGCAAUGGGUCAACAAGGAACUCGUCGUCCCCGGCCUCGGCAUCGACAACGCCCACCCGGAGGAACUCCAGGCCCUCGUCGACCACCCUGAGGUGUCCGUCCAGACGUUCGCCGCCAUGAUCAGCCUCCGUGCCCACAUCGGCUGGAGCACCCACGGUCACACGGCGCUCGACGUAAACGUCUACAGCACCGGCGGCGACGAGGCCCAGAAGAUCCGUGGCAACAUUGAGAACACGGACGUUGGCAAGUUCCUCCGCGGGUACCUCAACGUCGACGUCGACGCCAUCACCGAGGAGUUGAAGGAGAAGAUGAACCAGAAGCAGCUUGGCGCCAUGAACCUCCAGCAGGAGCAGAUGUCGGCCAUGGCCGAGGACCCCAGCCGCUGGAGUCAAAGCCAGAGCUUGGAGUACGCCCACUUGGUGAAGGCCGGAGCUGCCUAA
Messenger RNA from Colletotrichum phormii, 1740 nucleotides. RefSeq names its product alkaline phosphatase. Gene Ontology annotation, molecular function: alkaline phosphatase activity. Gene Ontology annotation, biological process: dephosphorylation. The record is from RefSeq and is a predicted model, not a curated record. The coding region runs from base 1 to 1740 and encodes 579 amino acids. The transcript is spliced from 2 exons. Lineage: Eukaryota; Fungi; Ascomycota; Sordariomycetes; Glomerellales; Glomerellaceae. Gene Ontology annotation, cellular component: fungal-type vacuole membrane.